This is a messenger RNA of Mollisia scopiformis, 1449 nucleotides long. RefSeq lists its product as uncharacterized. Bases 100 to 1449 code for a protein of 449 amino acids. The transcript is spliced from 2 exons. The record is from RefSeq and is a predicted model, not a curated record. Lineage: Eukaryota; Fungi; Ascomycota; Leotiomycetes; Helotiales; Mollisiaceae.
CUCGACAUCUUCCCUAUAACUCAAGUUGUAGUAGGGAACUACGUCCCUGUGAUCGCUGGUCGCAUAUUUGUACAAUUCCUCACUCCCUUCUAUCAAACAAUGCUCCUUCACGAACCCGUCCGCCAGCUCACAAGCCCAGGCGGGGCACCGUUCUCAACUCUUGCUGGCUCGCCUGGAAUUGCAGUUCCGAUCAACUUAGCUAUGCUAAUUGCGAAUCUUGGCAGUGGGUUCACGGCCGGUGCGACAUUCUUGGAUACGUCGUACUGCACAGAUGUUCCUUGUCCGCCUAGAUUGUCCGCCAAUCCAUGGGUCAUCAAUGUGAUUAUCACUACUCUGAUCAUCCAAGCUAUUGCCCUCCUGUUCAUGCUUUCGCAAUGGUGGAGGAAGCCGAAUUCGUUGAGUGCGGAUCCAACCAGCAUUGCUGGAGUUGCCGUCGUAAUGGGGCAUCCGAGAAUUGAAGAAGAAUUCUCCAAUGUCCCAGCUGAUCUCACAGUCGCGGAACUUCGCAGGAGAUUGAAAGGGAGGAAAUACAAGUUAGGGAAUUUCCAGACUGAUAGCGGGAUCGUGAAAUUUGGCAUCAUGCCUAUGUCUACCGAGGAAAUGGCUCAGCGGAGACAAAGGAAAGAUGGGUUCUUCUCGAAGCUUGGGGCUUUAAAAGAGAAGAUCCCUUUCAUUAAUGAUUGGAGGAAUAAUAGGUUCUAUUUUGAUACUGUAUUCGCGAUGCUGUUGUUGGCGUUGUUGGGCUUGACGUGUGCAGCGCUGAGUCGUGUAGAUAAAACGCAGGUCGUUUUCUUGGCUACGGCCGCUGCUUCAGGGACGGGGAUGAGGAUCUUUUUGGCUGUGCUUGGUACGCUCGUCUCGUCUUACUGGGGACGACUGUUCCGAGACAUGCAAACCUUCACUCCAUAUAUCGACCUCGGACGAGGUGAUGCAGAACCAGACCCGACGAUUUUGCUUCGGAAACACACAUUCCCAAUAACCGCUUUCUUUCCACUUCUGUGGAAAGGUCACUUCACAGCCGCAUCUGUAGCUUUUACCGGCCUCGCUGCCGAGUUCCUCAUCAUAGCCCUAGCCGGACUACCCUAUAGGCCAGGACAACAGCGCGGCGAAUUCCUAUUCUGGAGUGUUCUCAGUCUCGCUAUCCUGACCUUAAUGGUGGCACAACUAUUGAUUGUAAAUGUUUGGAGGAGAAAGCUACCAAUGCUGACCAGACCGCCCGAUACUAUCGCGGCGGUGAUGACUUAUGUGGCUGGUACCGGCAUGAGCAGAGACUUUGAGAGUCUAUCGAUGGUGAAGACGAAAGAAAGGGAUGAGGCUAUCAAGCAAUUGGGGAAGAAUUAUGCGUAUGGGUGGAGAAGAGAUCCGAAUGGACAGAUGAGAUGGGUGGUGGAUGAAGUGAGGGGUAAAGAGGGUGUGCCGUUUGCUCCUAGGAGAGUGGAUAGCUUUUGA